Plasmodium vinckei vinckei is the source of this 1098-nucleotide messenger RNA. Its product is annotated as transcription initiation factor TFIIB, putative. The coding region runs from base 1 to 1098 and encodes 365 amino acids. The record is from RefSeq and is a predicted model, not a curated record. The transcript is spliced from 3 exons. Gene Ontology annotation, molecular function: TBP-class protein binding. Gene Ontology annotation, biological process: transcription preinitiation complex assembly; DNA-templated transcription initiation. Lineage: Eukaryota; Apicomplexa; Aconoidasida; Haemosporida; Plasmodiidae. Gene Ontology annotation, cellular component: nucleus; transcription preinitiation complex.
AUGUCAUCAUUUUAUAAUAAGAAUUUGUCUUUAAGUCCUUCAAAUGGCAAAGCUUAUCCAGCAAGAAUAUAUGGAAAUAAUGAAGCUGGAAAUAUAAAUCGAAGGCUGUUUCGUUCCUUUCGAAGUACCAAAAAUGAUAUGUGUCCCGAUUGUAAAGAAAAGGGAAUAAUAAUAUGUGAUACAAGUGAAGGAACACAAAUAUGUAAUGGUUGUGGUCUGGUUGUCGAAAGUAAUAUAUUAUCUGAAGAACAAGAAUGGAGAAACUUUAGUAAUGAUGGUCAAUCAAAAGGCAAUGAUAGAAAUCGUGUUGGUGAAGUUAGUGAUAUAUGGUUAGAGAAUAAUUUAACUAGUACUACUUUUAUUAAAUCGAGUAAAAAAUUACAACACCUUAAUAUGAUGACACAAAUAAAUAAGAAUGAUCAAACAUUAUUAUCUGCUUUUAAUAUUUUAAAAUUAAUUUGUGAAACAUUUUUUUUGAGGAGCAAUGUGAUUGAGCGUGCUAAAGAGAUAACAAAGGAAUUACAGGAAAUGGAGCAGUUAAAAAAUCGAAUAAACAACCUGAACAUGCUAGCCGUUGUUUAUCUUGCUUGUAGAGAAGCAGGACAUAUAAAAAGUAUUAAGGAGUUGAUUACAUUUGAUAGAUCUUAUAAAGAAAAAGAUUUAGGAAAAACAAUAAAUAAAUUAAAAAAAGUAUUACCAUCUCGAGCAUUUGUAUAUAAUGAGAAUAUAUCCCAUUUAAUUUAUUCUUUAUCAAAUAGGUUGCAAUUAUCUACUGAUUUGAUAGAGGCUAUAGAAUAUGUAGUAAAAAAAGCAACAACGUUGAUUACUACAUCUCAUAGAUUAAAUUCGUUAUGUGGUGGUUCGAUUCAUUUAAUUGUUGAGUUAAAUACAAGUGAAGAAAAGAAUGUAAAAUUACCACAUCUAUCACAAAUUGCAUCUGUUUGUGGUGUAACAACAAAUACUCUUAAAACAACUUUUAAAGAAUUGCUAGCUGCAUCUGAAUACAUUUUACCAAAAAAUUAUUUGAAGGAUAAUAAUACAAAGCUUGUCAUACUAAAACAUAAAUAUUUACAUGAUGAUAAAAAAAAGAGGCGAUGA